Prosopis cineraria is the source of this 2714-nucleotide messenger RNA. RefSeq names its product putative pentatricopeptide repeat-containing protein At1g17630. The record is from RefSeq and is a predicted model, not a curated record. The transcript is spliced from 2 exons. Gene Ontology annotation, biological process: RNA modification. The coding region runs from base 303 to 2513 and encodes 736 amino acids. Gene Ontology annotation, molecular function: protein binding; RNA binding. NCBI's taxonomy places the organism in Eukaryota, Viridiplantae, Streptophyta, Magnoliopsida, Fabales, Fabaceae.
GAUUCUUCCCAUUAUAACCCGAUAAAACCCUGUCUCGCGAGUGGCAGAUGCAGCUCCCUUCGACUGACGAACAACCAUUCCACACUGUAGUUCUCAGGCAAGCAGUGAAGGAGGCACGAAAGGGCCUACUUGUGGAAUUGUAUAAUAGUCAGCCUCUGUUUUUAGCUCUUUGAUUGCAACAAGAUAGCAUUUUCCUUUGGCUACCAUCUUCAAUCAAAGAAGAAGAACAAGAUUAGUUCAAAUUUCUCCGUCCAGUGCCAAAGAUUAAUAAAUCCUUAAUCUUGUCAGAACUAUGAGACUUCAUGCUCUAUGCUGCCUCUGACCGCCUCAUAUCUAUAUCUUCACGAUACCGAGUGAAGUCUUUCAGCUUGGUGCAUAGGCUCAGCUGCUCUAUCUACGUAGACCACAAUCAUUUUCUCAGACCACGGCCAUCACAUCAGAUCUGCAUUACCAGCAAUGAACUCCUUGAUUUCUUUGAUGUCAUUGUUCAGCGAUGCCUUACAGUCCAGCAAUCUCAACAAGUUCACACCCAACUUCUUGUUACUGGUGCUCAUCAGUCAGCCUUCUUGGCCGCCAAACUCAUAGCUGUCUAUGCAUCUUUUGGGUUUGUUAGAGAUGCUCAGAACGUAUUUGAUGCAAUCCGAGUUGAGGACCUUGAAAAUCUGCUUUUGUGGAAUUCAAUUCUUAGAGCCAAUGUCUCUCAUGGGUACUAUGAUUAUGCACUUAAACUUUAUGCUAAGAUGCGAAAGCUUGGAUUUUGGCCUGAUGGGUUCACUGUUCCUCUGAUAAUAAGGGCAUGUUCAAAUGUGGUCACCCCCACUCUGUGCAAGAUUGUUCAUUGUCAUGCUUUGCAAAUGGGUUUCCGGAAUCAUCUUCAUGUCAUGAAUGAACUUCUGAAUAUGUAUGGGAAGCUUGGGCAGAUGGAUGAUGCCUGCGAACUAUUUGAUAGAAUGGUUGUCAAAAGCCUAGUUUCAUGGAAUAGUAUGGUUUCUGGUUAUGCUUUCAACCAUGAUCAUCUUAGUGCUUGUAAGACCUUUAAGCAGAUGGAGUUGGAGGGAUUCCAACCUAAUUCGGUGACGUGGACAUCACUGCUGUCAAGCCAUGCUAGAUGUGGCCUUUAUGAUGAAACCCUGAAGUUGUUUAAGUCAUUGAAUAUGAGGGGAACUGAAAUCAGUGCUGAAGCCCUAGCUGUAGUCUUAUCUGUGUGCGCUGAUAUGGCUUCAACUGACAGGGGCAAAGAACUACAUAGCUAUAUUGUAAAGGGUGGAUAUGAAAAUUAUUUGUUUGUGAAAAAUGCAUUAAUAGGCACUUAUGGGAAGCAUGAGCUAUUGGAGGAUGCACAUAAGUUAUUUUCUGAAAUUAUGAGAAAGAAUAUCGUAAGUUGGAAUGCUUUGAUAUCGUCAUAUGCUGAAUGUGGAUUAUGUGAUGAGGCAUUGUCAGUAUUUUUGCAGUUGGAGAAGGCAGAUGGUCAUCCUCCAGUUAGACCUAAUGUCAUAAGUUGGAGUGCUGUUAUUGAUGGUUUUGCUUCAAAAGGGCAUGUUGAGGAAUCCCUUGAGCUUUUUAGGGGGAUGCAGCAGGCCAAAGUAAUGGCUAAUUGUGUGACAAUCUCUAGCAUUUUAUCAGUUUGUGCAGAGUUAGCAGCUCUGAACCUUGGUAGGGAAAUCCAUGGUUAUGCAGUUAGGGCACUGAUGGAUGGCAAUAUUUUGGUGGUAAAUGGCUUGAUUAAUAUGUAUAUGAAGUGUGGGGGUUUCAAGGAAGGGCAUUUGGUGUUUGAUAAUAUGAAUGGUAGAGACUUAAUCUCUUGGAAUUCAUUAAUUGGCGGUUUUGGCAUGCACGGGCUUGGUGAAAAUGCAUUAAGAACUUUUGAUGAGAUGAUUAAGUCUGGACUCAAGCCAGACAACAUCACUUUUGUUGUUGUUCUCUCUGCAUGCAGCCAUGCAGGACUUGUCACUGAGGGUCGUAAGAUUUUUGACAAGAUGGUUAAAGAACUUAAAAUUGAACCUUUGGUAGAGCACUAUGCAUGCAUGGUUGAUCUUCUUGGCCGUGCUGGACUUUUGCAAGAGGCAAGUGAUAUCAUUAGAAGCAUGCCAGUAGAGCCUAAUGAGUGUAUUUGGGGAGCUCUUCUAAAUGCAUGCAGAAUGCACAGGGAUAUAGACAUUGCGGAAGAUGCAGAAUCACAUAUUCUAAGUCUGAAGUCAGAAGUAACUGGAAGUUACAUGCUACUAUCAAAUAUUUAUGCCGCAAGUGGAAGAUGGGAAGAUUCUGCAAGGGUCAGGAUCUCAGUGAAGUCAAGGGGAUUGAAGAAAUUUCCUGGUCACAGUUGGAUUGAGGUGAAAAAGAAAGUUCAUACAUUCUCAGCAGGGAAUGUUGUCCAAUCAGGACUGGAAGAAGUUUAUAGGAUGCUUGAGGAAUUGGCACUUCAAAUGGAGAUUGAAAUUUGCGAAUCCAGUUGUACAUUUAGUCAACAAUGCAUUGAUGAUGAGGAGUCAAAGCUCUUGAUUGUUGCAAACUGAGUGACUGGGUUUUACUUUGUUAUGGCUUUCUCUUGCGACACAAACAGUUCACUUCAUAGUUCAGAAUCCGAUGUUUUAGGAAAAUACUAUCCUUGCCAGUUGUAUCCAAAGAAGAAAGUGGCUGUUAUUAUUAUUUUCAUGCAAAUUGAAACGUCAUCCUGAGAAAAUAGGAAAAGGAACCCUUUUUUUUUUUUCGGAUUA